Messenger RNA from Propithecus coquereli (Coquerel's sifaka), 5324 nucleotides. RefSeq names its product synaptopodin (gene SYNPO). The transcript has 3 exons. Gene Ontology annotation, molecular function: actin binding. Gene Ontology annotation, cellular component: actin cytoskeleton; Z disc; nucleus. Gene Ontology annotation, biological process: spine apparatus assembly; modification of dendritic spine; positive regulation of actin filament bundle assembly. The record is from RefSeq and is a predicted model, not a curated record. The coding region runs from base 550 to 3267 and encodes 905 amino acids. Lineage: Eukaryota; Metazoa; Chordata; Mammalia; Primates; Indriidae.
CUCGCGGCUCCGGGUCCCGGGUCCUGGAGCGGCCGGCCAGGCGGCGGCGGCGGCGGCGGCGGCGGCGGCGGCGAGGAGGGGGCGUCGGGCGCGGAGCCGAUGCCUGGCGCAGGGCGCGGGUGACGGGGAUCUCGGGGCGGGGCGCCCUGACGGACGCGGCCAGGUGUGUCGAGGCGACGGCGCCCGCGAGCGGGGGGACCGCGCUCAGCGGCCGGAGCGUUGGGCCGCAGCACUAGCCUCACCGAGAAGGACCUGAAAGAGGCCAAGGCGCGGAGCCAGCAGAUCGCAGCCCAGCUGACCACCCCUCCCAGCUCCAAUUCCCGUGGCGUCCAGCUCUUCAACAGGCGCCGGCAGAGGGUGAACGAGUUCACCUUGGAGAGCCACGGCCAGAGGGCACCGAAGCCCAGCCCGGAGUCCCUCAGAGUGCUCCCUGCACGCCCCACAGGCCAUGCCCCAGGGCUCAGCCUGAGUCCCACCUCACCGCCUGAGCCAGGCCCUCCAAGGCACCCCGAUCCCCAGAGCCCCGGCAGAGGGGUCCCUGGCCACAGCAUGGAGGGCUACUCAGAGGAGGCCAGCUUGCUGCGGCACCUGGAGAGGGUGGCCAGUGAGGAGGAGGAGGUACCGCUGGUGGUUUAUCUGAAGGAGAACGCAGCCCUGCUGACGGCCAAUGGGCUCCACCUGUCCCAGAACCGAGAGGCCCAGCAGUCCCCGCCCACCCCUCCUCCGGCCGAGGCCCACAGCCCGGCUGCAGAUGUCAACCAAAACCUUCCCUCGCCCAGUGCCACCCUCACCGCACCAGCUUCUAACAGCGGCCACAACCUGCCAGCCACUGAUGUCAAUCAGAACCCACCGACAACUGUCGUCCCGCAGAGCCUGCCUCUUGCUAGCGCCCAACAGAAUUCCUCAGAGGCCCAUCUCCCGCCGAACGGCACAGUGCCAGAUGCCAAACCCAGCACCCUGUGUGCCGACGGGCAAGCCCAGGGGCCAGGUGCGGAGGUGAGAUCCAGCACCCUCCUAAUUGACAAGGUAUCAACUCCACCUACCACCACCAGCACCUUCUCCAGGGAAGCUUCCAUCAUUCCCGGCUCCGGGGCCUCAGCCCCCGAUUUCAUGUCCAGCUCCCUACUCAUCGACGUCCAGCCCCAUGCGCUAGUGCUGUCAGCAGAACAAGAGAUGUCUGGGCGGGCAACCGCCACCACGCCCACCAAGGUGUACAGCGAGGUCCACUUCACACUGGCCAAGCCCCCCUCAGUGGUCAACAGGACGGCCAGGCCUUUUGGCAUCCAGGCGCCAGGGGGCACCGGCCAGAUGGAGCGGAGCCCCAUGAUAGAGAGACGACAUCUUGGGGAGAAGGCCUCGGCUCCCCAGCCCUCCAGUGUGGCAGACAGGAGCCCCCGGCCACAGAGACACAUGAUGUCCCACAGCCCCAUGGUGGAAAGGAGGCUGGUGGGGCAGCGCAGCCCGGCCUCGGAGAGACGCCCUGUGGGGAACUUCGCCCCACCCCCCACCUACGCUGAGACUUUGUCCACAGCCCCUCUGGCUUCCUGGGUCCGGUCCCCUCCGUCUUAUUCUGCCCUGUACCCCAGCUCUGACCCCAAGCCUUCUCAUCUGAAGGGCCAGGCAGUUCCUGCCAGCAAGACGGGCAUUCUGGAGGAGUCGAUGGCCCGCCGGGGCAGCCGGAAAGCCAUGUUCACCUUCGUGGAGAAGCCCAAGGUGACCCCAAAUCCAGACCUGCUGGAUCUGGUACAGACGGCCGAUGAGAAGCGGAGGCAGAGGGACCAGGGGGAGGUGGGCGUGGAGGAAGAGCCCUUCGCCCUGGGGGCCGAGGCCUCCAACUUCCAGCAGGAGCCAGCACCUCGGGACAGGGCCGGCCCUGCAGCCGCUGAGGAGGCUGUUCCAGAGUGGGCGUCCUGCCUCAAGUCGCCCCGAAUCCAGGCCAAGCCAAAGCCCAAACCCAACCAGAACCUCUCCGAGGCCUCUGGGAAGGGGGCUGAGCUCUAUGCCCGCCGCCAGUCACGGAUGGAGAAAUACGUCAUCGAGUCUUCAGGCCCCACGGAGUUGGCCCGCUGCCCUUCCCCCACCAUGUCCCUGCCUUCAUCCUGGAAAUACUCCACUAACGCCCCCGGGGGCUUCCGAGUGGCCUCCCGAAGCCCAGCUCGGACCCCGCCUGCCUCCCUCUACCAUGGGUACCUGCCUGAGAACGGGGUCCUGCGCCCAGAGCCCACCAAGCAGCAGCCGCCCUACCAGCUGCGGCCCUCGCUCUUUGUCCUCUCGCCCAUCAAGGAGCCUGCCAAGGCCUCGCCCAGAGCGGCCUCGCCCAGAGCGGCCUCGCCCGCCAAGCCCAGCUCCCUGGACCUGGCGCCCAGCCUGCCCAAGGCAGGUCUCCCUCCGUCGCCUGCCCUGCCUCGGCCCUCCCGCUCCUCCCUGGGCCUCUGCACCUCACCUGGCCAGGACGGCCUCCAGCCCACUGCCGUGAGCCCUCCCUACGGCGGCGACAUCUCCCCCGUGUCUCCCUCCAGGGCGUGGCCUCCCCGAGCCAAGCAGGCCCCCAGGCCCUCCUUCUCCACCCGGAACGCCGGGAUCGAGGCUCAGGACCGCCGGGAGAGCCUGCCCACCUCCCCGCCCUGGACGCCGGGCGCGUCCCGGCCCCCCAGCAGCCUAGACGGCUGGGUGAGCCCGGGGCCGUGGGAGCCGGGCCGCGGGAGCAGCAUGAGCAGCCCGCCGCCGCUGCCGCCGCCGCCGCCCAUGUCCCCAUCGUGGAGCGAGCGCUCCGUGUCCCCGCUGCGACCCGAGAGCGAGGCGCGACCCCCCAGCCGCCAGCUGCAGGCGCUCCUGGCGCGAAACAUCAUCAACGCGGCCCGGCGCAAGAGCGCCUCCCCGCGGCCGGCGGGCGCCGAGAGCCUGCGGCCCUUCUCCCCGCCGACGGCGCCGCCGCCGCCGCCGCCGCCGCCGCCGCGCAUGCGCUCGCCGCAGCCCGCCCGCCCGGGCCCGGCCUCCGCGCCGGGGGCAGCUUUCGCUCCCAUCCCGCGGAGCCCGCUGCCCGCCGGGCCUUCGUCCUGCUCCAGUCCCCGGAGCCCGCUGCCCGUGCCGCCCAGGCCCUUCCUCUACCGCCGCUCGCCCACGGACUCCGACGUAUCCCUCGACUCCGAGGACUCCGGUGCUAAGUCGCCCGGAAUCCUCGGCUAUAACAUCUGCCCCCGCGGGUGGAACGGCAGCCUGCGGCUCAAGCGUGGCAGCCUCCCCGCUGAGACAUCCUGCACCACCUAAAGCCCCGCUGCCCAUCCCCAACCCCUGGAAGGCUGAGCCCGAGGAAGAGUCACCAGGCUUGGGGAACCCAAGGGGUUUGGCCUCUUUGGACAGCCCCAGAGAUAAGGGAUCAGGGGAGGAGAGCACUGGGUUUGGGGAUGGGUGAGGGACGCAAGCUUGGGUAACAGCCCUUGCUCUACCAUUCAGUUGAUGUGUGACCUGGGGCAAGACCCUUCCUCCAUCUGACCCUCAGCUUUCCCGUCUGUUUAAUGUGGCUUCUGCCAAGGCAAUCUCCAAACGUCUAAAUUCCACCCUCCUCCCCGGUCAACACAUACACACACACACACACACACACACACACACACACACACACGUGCCUUGGAAGAGGUAGGGUGCUGUGUACAUGGGCCCUUAGACUUGCCACAUCGAGGGUUCCAUACUCCUCCCUCCCUCCCCUCCUGGCUCUGCAAGUGAGGUGUGUUCAGAAGAUCCUAGGCCUAUGUCCCAUGGCCAGGCCCUGGCUUGACCAUCCGGCUCCCUGGCACCAAGUCCCAGGCAAGAGCAGCUGUUUUCCAUCCCUUCCCAGACAAGUGCUAUUUUUCCCACGGUGACCUUUAGUGAGGUCUCCCAGGCCAGCUCAAGGUGCCCUGCUGGCCCUCUGAAGAGAAGAGGCAGGAAGAUGUUCCCCUGGCCUUUUCAUGCUAUUUUCUCCACCCCAGCUCAGGUUAACCAUGGCAUCUUAUCUGCAGCCAGGGAAGACAGCUAUAAGGCAAUGAUUUCCCCCAGGUCCAGGACUUGGGCCUCCAGCCCAUCUGUCCCUUUUGGGCCCAUUCAUGGCAGGUUCUGGGCUCAAACCUGAGCUGGGGAGAGAAGAAGAGAGAUGCAGCCUGUGCCUCUGAUUGUCCUCACUUUGGGGCUGCCUAUUUGAAAGAGGGAAGCAAAGAGUUCGUUGUUAUGGGAAGUAUGCAAGCUGUGGCCAGGAUGCCUAGAGGAGGUUCUAGCAGGGGACAGGAUUGGCUCAGAGGACCUCUGAGUCCUGAAUUGCAUUCCAUGGUGUUAGGAAGUGGGGGAAGGUGGUGGAGGAGGGUUGACUGGGCAUGAAUUCUGGGGCAGAUGGGCUUGGGUGGUUGAGUGAGGGAUGAUGCCAGGAUCUGCCUGUGUUUCUGGCCUCCUAGGAAGUGCCUGCUCUUCAGUUUCAGAUCCCAGCCCCAGUGUCCAUAUCAUGCCCAGAAGAGUGCACACUGUCCCAGCCCAUUUCUUUCCCACUGCACUCUGGCCUAGCUAGUGUCUGCUGCCCAGCGACCUUGGGGAACCUGGCUGUAAGCCCUAGCCUGUCCCUUAAACUUUGGUGGCUCUGAUUCCGUUCCCCAGGAGGGACACAGGGAGGAAUGUGGCUGAGUUCUGUAGUUUCCAAAGGUGCCUGGUAGUGCCUUCUAGAGGUUCAGAAUAUCAGCUUCAGGAUACUCUAGGGAGAUGGAAUUGGUCGAGGAUCAAAGGUAUGUAGGUGAAAGGAUACCAGGAUGUUGCUAAAGGUGAGGGACAGAGUGUGACUUGGGGACUUAGCCAACCAUCAGGGUGAUGUUCGAUCUGGAACCCCCAAGUGAGGCUGGGGAAAGUUAGGGUCAGGAUGAAAGAUAGGGUUGGGUGGGGUGCUUUGGAAUAAUGGCGUGAUCCCAGAAGGUUCCUAGGGUCGAAGGAAUGGGGACAUGGGUCCUGUUGGUGGUAAGAUGAGAGGGUGCUCCUGCUCAGUUAGUGAUGAGUGACCACAUUUACCGAAGCCACCACCUACUGCAGGGUCCCUUAUAGCACAGGAGACUGGGGCUAAGGGCCCCCAGCAGAGAAGAGACCCGAUGAGACCUCUGCUGCAGUGGCGUAGAGGAUCCACUUCUACCUGCAUUUCCCCAAGGGCCAGCAGGAGGCAGCCUUGCAAAGCUGCAGCUCCUACACCAGUCUCGGCUGUUCUCUUAUCGUCACUGCCCUCUCCCCCCUCCUCUCCUUUGACCCACUAGCGCUUGCCUGUGUCCUGCGUCUUGCCUCCUGUAGAAUUCAGCUCUGGUCCUCAAUAAAUGCUUCCUGCA